AUGCUGCUAUGCUGCUGGCGGCUGCUCUCAGCAGCAGCACUGCUGCUGUGCUGCGCUGCAGCAGCAGCAGUGGCUGCUGCUGCCCAUAAGGACCCAGCAGCAGCAGCAAAAAUUGCAGCAGUUGCUGCAGUUGCAAGAGCAGAUGAAGGGCGCGCCCCCUUUAGCCCCAAAUUUGCUGCUAAUCAGCCCCUCGACGCAGCAGAUGAGCCGCCAGCAGCAGCAGCAACAGUUCCUGCUGCUGCUGCUGCCGCUGCUCGGAAGCAAACUGGGGCAGGAGGGCCCGCCCGCGCACCAAAGGCUGCUUCCACUUCAGCAGCAAAACCAGCAGCAGCAGCAGCAGCAGCAAAAAAUAUGAAGGAAGCAGCUGGCAGUGUCCCUGUAUAUUAUCCAGCUGUAGAUACACCAGAGGAUGGUGUAUCUGGCGCAGCAGCAGCAGCAGCAGCAGAAGCAGCCGCAGCAGCAGCACCUGCUUUUGAGGCUGCUGAUGUUGCUGCAGCAGCAGCUGCUGCUGCUCCUCCAAGCGAGAAUGAGAUUUUGCUGGAU
Molecule: messenger RNA, 543 nt
Organism: Eimeria tenella
Lineage: Eukaryota; Apicomplexa; Conoidasida; Eucoccidiorida; Eimeriidae
Exons: 2
Source: RefSeq, a predicted model, not a curated record